This is a messenger RNA of Durusdinium trenchii, 1478 nucleotides long. The record is from the annotation of a GenBank genome assembly. NCBI's taxonomy places the organism in Eukaryota, Dinophyceae, Suessiales, Symbiodiniaceae.
AUGCCGGACCAUUGGACUAAGUGGAAAUUGAACAAAAAGGAGGAGAAAGAAGUAGAGGAACACGAGAAGACGGUUUACGAUGGCAGCAUUGCUAUGGGGAACACCGUUGAGGAUGCCCAGAAAGCUGCGCGCGAGGCCAAACUGGCCAAGACCAAGGCCAUGAAGGAGCAGAAAAUGGCCCGAGCGGCCGCCAAGAAAUCUGGAACAGUUACCACUGUUGCCACUACUGCUGGGACCUACAUUGACAAGGACAGCCUGCCACCGGAGGCCAACACCAGCUACUACGAGAAGCCUAUGGACAGCAUGAAUGUCAUCCUAGCCAACCACAACUUCUGUGACAUCCAAACUGCAGAGGCGCUACCCAUUGUUGAUGGAGCUAAGACUUCAGGGGUGCAGGAACCCUUCAACGGCAAGGCAUGCGAGAUAGCCUUGCGCAAGGAGGGCACAUACCGCUGCGGGAUCAACCUUCUUUGGAUUGACCCGUUUGCAUCUAUCACACCUGCAGUCCCCCUAGACCAUUCCCGCGUCGUGGAGCUGGGGCAGUUCGCCUAUCCUGAUGGAAAAACUCCGAGACACCUCCAGGAGAACUUUCAUGUAGCCACCGAUGCUGCGGAUGUGGACCUUUUGGGGAAGCGUGGAAAGUGGCGAGGAAUCAGUCCUGAAGAGAUGCAGCACAGUCUCAUCUUUGCUUUGGCCAAGUGCAUUGAGGACAAGGAUUGCUUGUAUGUCUAUGACAAAAUGUUGUCCGACCCAGACUGCAAUCAAGUCCUUGAUCGCUUAGAAGCAUUGUUUGGCCUGGGUUCACCUUUAAAUUCGCUGAGCAAGCUUCGGGUCGUCAUUGAGAAGAGCGAGAACCUCGAGACAAGGCAAUGGGUCCUGCAGGUGCUCUGCGACAUGAUCGAAAAUGGGCAGCUGGACAAGGAUACCAUUAGCAAAGGAUAUUUGCAAGGGAGUGGCACCAGCGCAUCGCUAGUUGAACUGCUGAAGUUGAAGCGAAGCACUGUACAGCACUUUUUGCAGGUGGAACUGCCAAGGAACCAGUUCGACACGGAGGAUCCGAAGAUGAUCUAUGAGAAGAUCAUGACAGUGAAGAACUACAGGAAGUAUGUGAAUCCGAGCAAGACAACGGACAGCUCUAUCCUUGCAGAGGUUCAGUGGAUGUCUUCUUUGAAAGGCUCAAGCUUGCUGGUGCUACGGCUGAUGGAGGACGACAUUGACCUUCUCUACAGCGUGACUUUGAAUGGACCGCUGGUUGUGCUCUUGAAGAAGGGCAAAGGUGUGAGCCCGCUCGAACUUCUCGACAUUGAGACGUUCAAUGUCCGGUGGCAGCCCUGCUUGGCUGCCAAGAACAACGAGCUGGCGGCGGAGAAGGCAUUGUACCAACAGGAUGGCAAAAAUGCCAAAGAAGAUGUUUGCACCCAGAUCGCCGAGGGAAGCUUGGCGCCACAGCCAUCCAAGUACCCAAAAGGAUCUCGUGA